Messenger RNA from Frieseomelitta varia, 10442 nucleotides. RefSeq names its product KICSTOR complex protein SZT2-like. The record is from RefSeq and is a predicted model, not a curated record. The coding region runs from base 446 to 10267 and encodes 3273 amino acids. The transcript is spliced from 25 exons. Gene Ontology annotation, cellular component: peroxisome. Lineage: Eukaryota; Metazoa; Arthropoda; Insecta; Hymenoptera; Apidae.
AUAGUUCCGUCAACAUUGCAAUAUGGUAUAGUGUAUUUUUAAAGUAGCACGUUAUGUAUAUGUAUAUUUUUGAUUCGUGCAAUGUUAUCUAGGUUUAAGCAGUUAAAAUUAAAUUAAAAGCAAUGAGAAUUUCAGUUUUAGUCAUACGAAAAAUGUUAUUUAUUAAGAUAAAAUCGACAAUAAUAAUUAAAACAAAAGUAUCGUGACUUUCGUGCAACACGAUUUUGUGUUGAGGUUACAUUAAUUUAUUUCACUUUUAAGAUUAUAUUGUAUUUAUUAUGUUUAAUAAAUAAUCGAGCAAUUAGUAAGAAUGUAGCCUUCGAACAAUUGUAAAAAUAAUGUCAGUGCAUUAGUGUAUUUGACUGCGUAAAGAUGAAUUUUUCGUUACAUGUGAACUUAGAAUUUAUUGUUUUUAUCAAUAAUGAUUGAUAUUUAAUAAAUAAAGAUGAACAUCAUGCCUUCUACGAAGAAUGAGGAGAAUGUUAUUUUAGAAGCAGAUACCGUUUUCUUGUUAAUGAGAAAAGGAUUCCCUAUAUCUCGCAAUGUAAGAGCACAAUGGAUGUUAGAGCAUUUAGAUACUAUAAUAAGUAUUCAGUGUUCAAACUCCAAAACCAAGGAGGCAGCAGAACUAGAAGUAGCAUCAGUGCUGCCGAAAAAUAAAUCCGGAUCAUGGUCUCCUGAAACAAGCCAUCAGUAUCUUUACAAAGUAACUUCUACAACCUCAAUAAUAUUUCUGGCACACAAGUACAGGAUGGUAUUCAAUCUGGACUUGAGUCCGUCCCUUGCAACUGUAGAUAUACAACAUGGUGAAAUAGUCAUAGAUGAGGUAUAUAUGGCAACCAAACAUUUUUUGGAAAGCAUUAUUAGACCUUUUACUAUACCAGGAAGUAAAAGAAUAAUGCAACCAGAGAUCUAUGUAACCAUAAUAGCCCAUACACCUUUUUUCACAAAUCCUGCACAGCAAGUUUUGGUACAAGGUUGGCUAGUAACUUUGGACAAUGUUAAACAGCUGACAGAUUUCAUAAAGAAUCGGCUCCAUAUAUUAGAGGAGAAAGUGGCAUGUGCUACCGCUAUAGCUAGUCAACAAUUGGAAAAUUUAAAAGCUGAGAACGAACGUUUAGUGGGAGGGCUCUUUGAAGAGAGCAACGCUUGUCUAAAUAAAAAUAACAAUACUUGUCUUGUUAGUACUUCGUUAAUUUCUCCGGAAUCAAGUUUCAUCAAUAUGUUGAGAUACGGGAUGUUAGCGCUUACUCUACUGCCAGAACAUAGUUGUGCACAUAUGAUAAUCGUUUCGGAUGGUGUAGUAGGAAAUACCGAUGUCCAUGUCUUGGAUUCGGUUAUACAACAUUUACGUGCAACAACAAUUGCAUGUAGUUUUCUACAUGUUGGAAGUACAUACCAUCCACAUUGUGCUGAUGGUUUAGUCCCAUAUCAAGAGUUAUUACAUUUCAUUGCAAGAGCUACAUUGGGUACUUACAUGUCAUUUCGUCCUUAUCCUGUAGAUCUAAAAGAAACAGAGAUGAAUGUUUAUCAAAAAAGCUUUUUAUGUUGGCAAUUAUAUCGCGAAGUAUGUUGUAAUAUUUCACCAGAUUAUUCGAACUGGCAUUCGAAAAAUUCAUUAUUUUAUGAAGAGAAAUCGACGCAACUUCUGCAAAAGAAGCAGAUUGAGGACAAAGUGACAUGCACAUUAAGCAGUCUACUGUGUUGUCGCCUUCGCGAGGGAUAUUUAAUAAAAAGUGCUAACGUGAGAGACGAAAUACUCGAAAUUUGUUUUGUAUUAUUGUGGAAGUCUAGUGUUUUACUAGAAUACGUAGUAACGUGCCCUUGGCUAACGAAAUCAUUGUCCGUAUCCAAUACAAUACAGUAUACAAUUACUACAGAAGCCCCCUAUGAAUUUUUACACGACAUCACAUGUCUGUCAAAAAAGCCAUUGAAGUCGCAAUAUCGACAAGGUGUUGUCAAUCGGUUUUGGGCAACAUUAACAUCCCUAACAGAAAGUGACAGUAUGCUCGCACACUUCAGUUGGUUCCCAGAAUUCGGCUGGACUUGGUACAGCGUGCCAGAUACUAUUAGGAGCGGCAUGCCAGUCUUUUAUUUAUCAGCUUAUCCUUCACCCAGCACCGUGCAACUCAGUGACGCUGCGUGCCCACAAUUCGGACAGAUUUGGCAACCUGUAGUGUCUUUAAAUCCUUUACAGUGGGCCCGUUGGAUGCAUACCCAGAGAGUGACGUUGAUUCUGUCACACGACAGGCUGCUGCCGAAGCACCUGCAUCAAGCAAAUCAAAGCGGUCGUUUCCAAUGUGUCCAAAGUCGUCAGGCAGCCGCCGUUCUCUAUGCCAUGUUGAAAAAUUGGGCAACCUUCGUUCUCGUCGAGAAUCACACAUACGUGCAAUUUAUUUACCGAGAGGCGGACAAGCCUCCGGUUUCGUUCUCGCUGAUCCGUAUUAAUUGCAAGGCACUCUGCGUCAUUCUUAACAUCGCGUUCGCCGCUGGAACCGAGGGAGUCGUCCGGCACAACGUUGUCGUCGAUCUUCUGGAUCGACUGUCCAAACUUACUUUACCAAACAGGCCUACGGAGCAAAAAGAAACACCUUCCUGUACUAUCAUUCACAAAUCUUUGGAGAAGAUAUUGAUCAGAUACGAGCGAAUGCCAACUGACUUGAGCUCCAUCAUGUUCCCCGAUGGAACUCUGCCCAUUUCAACCAGACUCACGCCAAUGUUCGGUGGAAUUUUGACAACAAGUUUGUCUAGAUAUUUGUAUCACAAUCGAUGGCUUUGGCAUGUGAAACGGCCGCUCGUACAAACCAUUCCUGGAAUUGUAUUACCAAGAUUGAACAUAACUGCGAUCGCUAGGAUCCUUUCUACAAUUACGAAAAUGCGUUUGGCUGAAGGCUUCAAUUUCACUUAUUCAGCAGCGGGCAUCAUAAACAUGGUUCUUGAAGUGCAGAUGCAAGGAGUUGGUGAGAAUGAUACUACAUAUCCGUGUAUUAUUCAAUACAUAUUAUUCCCGCCACACGUUAUGUCAAACACGACACUAGAACGCGACAGUGCAUCGGAGGAAGACACUGAUGAAGGAACGGCAGAUGGUGAAAUAAGCGUGGAAGAUGCUGAGGGUUCCGGCGAUUUCCAAAUCAUUUCUGAGAUUUGGAUCGAACCACAAUGCGGUUUCUCUCAGCUGCCUGUACAGUCCACAGCAACAUACAUGAAUCGUUUGCAGUAUCAUGAGAUCCCAGAUGCAAUCGCUCGAAUAGACGAAGAAUGUAUCAACGCGUUGCUAACGUUGGAGUACCUGAGCUUGUUAAGUCAAGUGAUACCGAACGAAAAGAAUACGGAGAUCAUUUAUGGACAAGUGACCCACUAUGACGUGAGUAAGCUGCCAAAAAGAUGCAACAGAAACACGAAGGCCAACAGCUGCACCGUGGAGGAAUCGUGCGAAGGCCUAUCAGCCAUCGACGAAAGAAUCUGCACGAUGCAUUUCUCCUUCGACACGUUGAACAUAUUGCCAAAAUGCCAGCAGGCUGAACUUUUGUUCUCCAUGUUCGCCGAUGAUACAACCAGCAACAGGGAUGACAAGGGGCAGGGUAGCGCGAACAAGAUAUUAAUGGACAACUUUCUGGGACACAUGAAACAGUUACACAACAAGGAACUCCUAUUGACCUCCGCUGAGUCGCAAAAAUUCACGAAAAUGCUUCUCGAGAGGCGUCGAGCCGGUGGCCCCCCUUUACCGUUCUUCUCCGAGAGAGAGAGAUUGUCCUCCAACGUCGAGCUCAACUCCUAUCCGCGGUGGAAAUGCUUCAUCAAAGGGAUCAGCACGACUCAUGUGAUCAUCACGAUAUUACCAGCGUCCGAGAAAGACGUUGUACGGUUGUUCGCGUCAACCUCGAGCGCAGAGGAACAGUCGACGAGCAACAACUCCGAGAGGAACAGCGAAUCUGUUGUGUUCAACGUAGAUUUAAGCGAAAGCCAAAACAACGCGUGCUCAAAGUCUUCCACGACGGAUGUUAACCUGACUGACACAGCGUCAAUAGAAAAUAACGAGACGGCGUUCUACGAUCAGUGCAUCGAGGACAGUGUAACAAACGCGGACACGCAGCGGGGAUCUCACGAUUGCGAGGAAUCCCUUGUUAUUCCAGUUUACGUGUACGACUGUUCGUUGGCUCUGCUGAUCGACACGUUGGUCGACAAGUUGAAAAUCUCGCACAACAAGGACAUUUAUCAGGAUCACACGUUCAAAGUUGGCCAGCAGGAGUGUAAAGAUUUUAUCGAGCUGAGGUCUGAUUGUAACUCGAAGCCCUCGACCCCGGAGCCGAAAAGCGAGGAUUCCGACAAUACUGCCAGCGAUCAACGAAGCCUUGUGGAGCAUUGCAAACAAUUAAGCUUGGCUCACUGUCAUUGCUACGUGGUUGCAGUUUACAAGUCGCUGGUAUUGCAACAACCACUCACCUACGACGACAUGGAAGCCGCAGUAGAGCAAUGCGAGGAAACCCUAAUCGAAAUUAACAUAACAAAUUACCUGCGGUCUGUGUGCAGACAUCUGAGCAAGCUGUCAGACAAAAACUUGCUAGACGAGCUGAGUCCAUCGGCGUGCAACGACGUUGAACCGUUGCACAACUUGAUCAAGGAGAAGUUCGAGAGGAUAAUCACGAUUGCGUUCAGACCGGUCCCGGCGCAUCCUGAAUUUUAUUACUGCUCGCCGUCCUGGUCCGAAAAUGAAACGGAUCUUCCAGAAUUUCAAAAAUCGGACAGCGAGGACGAGAUAGAGAAUCUUAUGCUUCAUUCGAUAAACAUCGAUUCCACGACACGCAUUCUCAAUGGAAAAGGUAACGUAACGUGGCCAAGCAGAAAUGUCAACAAUAUUUCCAAAAUUUCAAGACACGGCUCCGCGGACUCAGUCAACAGUGACCUGCAGCAAAAGAGUAUCCUCGGGCGAGAACAGCCGUUGUUCUUACAGUUAAGUUGCUCUGUUCGAUUCCAGUCUAGAUCUGGCCUUAGCAGCAUCCCCGUAAAGUCCCUGCCAACGUGUUUCAUGGAGAUUGUGCAGAAGAUGGAAGAUUACAAAGAUGAGGACAUAGCGAAUUUGAGUUUGGCUGAUUUGAAGAUCACUUUGGACAUCAUUUGUUUAAAUUUGCCGAGAGAGGUGCUGGAGAUAAGUUUAGAACGACACUCUGGCCUAAGGGCGACGUCAUUCUGCAGCGGUUCACCUGUAGGUAGCUUGCGAACGGAAAGCGGAAGCAGCUUGGAGAACAAUGCUAAAAACGAACUGUUUCAAGAAAAAAUGUCUCAUUUGCCUUUGUGCCAACAUAAUGCUAUAAGCAACCUGAGGGAUGAAAUUGAGUGGCUGUUGCAGGAUGAAACUGCAACCGCGUUCCUAGACCAGCCCGUUAUAAACGAAAACGUCUUGAACUUUGUUGCGAAUCAUGUCUCCGAGUCGACCGGCAGAUUUAGCUGCAAAGUGGAAAAAGUCCCUCUGUAUUUCGUAUAUCCUUCGGACGAUAGUAAACCUAAAUUUAUAAGCGAGUUGAAGAGACUUCAAAUCGACAAGUAUUGCAUCCGCCAAGAAGGAAAUUUGUUCUAUUUUGUGAAAAAUGUAGAACAAGCGAACGACGUUCAGAACGAGACGAAGGAGUCAAAAAUAAAAGGUAAUACAUGUAGUGCUCCGGAAAAUCUGGAACAGGAAAAACUGCAAGAGAGCGUGAGCUCUUGCACAGAGAAGAACAAUCUCAAUAUACGCUUUAAAUCUCAGGAAUCUCAUUCUGACAGUACUGAUUUGACACAUGAGAACCAAAAUACUGAGGAUGGAUGCAAAGAGAGUAAUACAUCGGAAAACAGAUUUCAAUGGUUAAUAGAUCUUGAUAAUCGUAAAAGUUUCUUACCCAACUUUUGGUUAAUUUUAAACGUUGAAAACGAUUCCGUCAAUGUCUACUUUCACUGUAGGUUUUUAGAGAUCAUAUCGCCCGAAGUAAACAGUUACUGGCAUACCCAGAAAAUGCUGGUCUCUCAAAUAAAGAGUACUUGUCGUCGAGUAAACCAGUACUUGCUCUUACAAAACCUUCACAAGACGAGCAAAUGCUCGGAACUGCUGGAGACAGAAGCGAGCGAAGAUUACAAUUGGAAAACAGAGACGACGAGUGAAUUUAGCAGCGUCGCUGCGAAUCGAGAUUCGAUGCAAAAUUUUACUCCGGGGAUGUUUCGGUGUCGCGUCGUUUGGAAAUUCACGUUCCGUCUGCAUCCUCGAUUGAAGACUGGCCCGGGGAGAUCAGGCCUUUCUCGAGGCAUAAAGGCUCUGCACGGUGUACUUAAUAGAUUUGCUGUUAAUAACCGGAGCAACAUGUUCGUAUAUCAAGAGAACAACAAAAACGUGUUUUACCUAAGGCUACACGAACAGAUCAGCGAUGGAAAAGCUUUGCAGAACAAAUUGUCGGAAAGCGACGAACAGCUUGUCGUUUCUAGGAGCAACAGCGUGGUCUCAUUGUCGCAAGUUAAGCUAAGUGAUAACGCAGCGGUGAACGAUACAAGGCCUCGAGUCCGAUCAUUCAGCGAGAAGGAAUCAAACAUUUUAAAUAAAACCGAAGACUCGAUCAUCUUGAUGGUGCAUGGAAUCUCUGACGCCGGGCCAGAAGUUAAACGGGAUUUGGUACAAGUUCUACAAAAUCGCUUGGACGACGCGGUCUUGGAAGUUCUUUCGGUUAUGUUAGCGAGGAACCCAAUGUGCAAAUUGACACCCGCUGACGUUCAUUUCAUUCAGCCGCCAAAAUCACCGGAAUCCAUCAUACGGCUGAGCGUGCAAAAGCAUUGCACUGGAUACAUAACUGCCUUAGAAUUUUACUUGCGUCAGAAUAUACUUCAGUUUCUGUACAUACCAAAGUACACUGACAACAGGCCAGAAUAUCAUUUCCAAGACUACUCGCAACGCGAAGGAUCUACCAAAAGGAUUUCGGAAUCGGACAUCUUUUUGUAUAAUCAAAGCCACUCCAGUGGGAGCAAAGGAAUCGCUUGUAUAGCUUUAACAAUUGCAGGAGAACACGGUGAGCCGGUCAGAUCGUUAGAAAAUGAAUUCCCCAAAGACAGUUUCCCUGAAACGAUAAACGUGGAAGAUUUCAAAAGUAUCGUGUCGACGUCGAUUUAUGAUAAGAAUUCGACGGAAUCGCCGCCUCUGAUCGAGUUUAAAAUAUGGAAACAGGGCAGAGUUAAUCUCGAAUCUCUGUUGCAGAAGCUAUGUUCUGCGGUGAAACAUGCAAUCUGGGACUUAGUCACGGAAUAUAAAUUUUUGUCAACUCCAUUGACAGAACCGCUUGUGGAAGGUACUCAAGAUCAAUCGCAUGAUCUAGCGAUCGAUCGAUUCGAGGCAGGUGAAGAAGGGAAGUUACACAGCAUUUACUGCGUAACAUUAUCACAAUGGUUUCGAUUUGCUUUAGAAAUUGGAGUACCGUCGGUAAAAAGGCAUGAGAUAAUCCUCACUCACAGACAUCCUAUAUCCACGAUCAUUACAGAAUUAGAGGCUCUUAUACAGAGUCAAGCGCCGGAUACAUCCAGCAGAGCUUUUGUUCUAAAAGACAGACAACCAUUUAUCGAAAGGUAUAUAUCAAAUGAGGAAUUAUUGACUGGGCUUAGGAAGAAUAACUAUUCCGUGUUGGAAAAUGAAGGGAAGCUAGACUUGCCCGUCUACAUACCGUGUGAUUUUAGUAAGGAUGUACAAGGAACUUAUACUAAAUGUAUUUUAAUAGCUAGAAACUUUCAUCAAUGGAAAGCUUCGUUCAGCAGCACGGUACAGCCAGAAUUACUUAUCCCAAAAGAUCAAAAACUUUUGCAAAAGUUCAAUCCUUUGAUAUUAGAAUCUAAUUUUGUUUCAAGACAACGAAUAUUACUUGCUGAGGUUCGGAGCGAUAAUAUAACUCUCUACAUGUACAAUUGGUCGAAAGAAAAGUCGGAGAAACUAAUAAAACAAACUAUACAUUUGGGCACGUGGCUGUCAUCGAGAUCAAAUUUUUUUACAAACGCAAUAAUGCAAAAAUUAGGUAUAUUCCAUCAUCGGCCAAGCUUCUCGAGGGAACAUGCAAACUCGCAAUAUCUUCAAAUCAUGGACAUGGAAAGUCUCACGAAGUUCUCUGCCAUGCCCCACAACGACGGAAAAGAUUGGACGAGAUUGAACAGCAGACCGCAAAAUAUAAAACACAAUCAAUUCUCAUGGAACGAAGUAAUCGGCCAAACAAUGCGCGAUGUGAAACCUAAUAAUUAUUUUCAUAGCAAUAUAGACCCGACUGUGAAAGCCGUCUGCGAUUUACAGGAUUUGCGAUCGCGCGAGAGAAAAGUUAAAGAGGAUUUGAACAAGUUAUACGCAAUGUGGCAAAAUCGUAGUGCUGCUCCGAAUAUUCCAAUCUCAGUCAUUGCUCUAAAUACUUUCAAGCAAUAUUCUCGUUUGAUCCAUUUCUGUCACACACCACUAUUGUUUCUACCAUCGUGGCGUUUACAAUCUGCGGCUACGAGAGAUCACUCGCUUUCGGCGCAAUCGUCUUUGAACACAGGCAUCAGCCUAUAUCAGCAACUGUCGCAACAAAUGCAAAAAAAUCAGAAUGAACAAACAAAUAUCAUAAAGUGGCACAAAGAAUUAUGCAGUUUGAUGUUGUCGGAAUACAAGCAAUAUCUUCACUCGUUAGGCUUUAGUUCAGUGCAAAUAGAGUCGUCAGACAAGAGUUUCGAAGGAACAAUCCAACAACAACAAUCUUAUUAUCUUAAGAAAUCAAUGCUUGGUGGAGUAUUGUUAUUUGAAAUUCACUUGUCACAACCAUUUUUCAUUGUUAAAUUACAUAUUAUCGAAUGCAGUCGACUACAAACGAAAACGAGUAGCGCUUUAGUGAAUCAAUUUAUGCUAAGUUUUGUGGAUGCAUGUGACAAAAUCAAAAUUAGUAUGCAUCUACAUUCAUUUACAUAUGAUUUUCAUUUACGUUGUAUACAUUCGUACAUAGCUGGAACUGGACCUUGGUUAGUGCAACAAGGUUAUCAUCUCAUUCAUUUUCUCGAUGAUUUUAACAAAUAUUAUAGCAAAGCUCCAAAUUAUGCGAGAAAUCUUAUAUACAGUGAUGUAGUAACUAUUCGCGAUUUGGCGAUAUCAGGUCGCACGUUAUAUUCCUAUUUAUUAUCUCAUGAGAAAACUUACAACAUGCGUGUAUUUGUAAUGAAAAGUGAUCUCCAAGAUUCUGAAGAAAGUGAAUACGUUUUAGUAAGCUUAAAGAGCACUCCUUUAAUCAGUUACUGCGACGCACAAGAUACUAAAUAUGCUGACGAUUUCGAUGUUGUUCUUAUUGUGUCACAUUUAGAACAACCUCCACAACUAGAAAAAACUGAGAUUACUUUAAAAUACUAUCUAAUGUUAACGAGCAAGAGAGAAUUAUAUCCAAAAAAAGAAGUAGAAAACAAUAAACUCGGAAAAUUUCGUACGGUGUACAACGUUGAAAAAUCUAUAUGUACUUAUACCGAGCCUGUUAUAAGUACUUUAAACGAAUCUUCAGCUGAUCUUCAAGAAGGUAGACAAGUUUCAAAUGAUAAAAAAAGUGAUGCUAAAUUAUACAGUACUAACUUUGGUACAAAUUGUAAUAAUACAGGUGCACCGACACCUCCGCCUGUACCUAAUUCUCCAUUGACUCAAAAUGUAAAUCCUCCAAGUAUUUCAGUAAAUUCAUCACCACACCUGAUUCAGAUACGACAAGAAUCGAUUAAUUAUCUAGGUUAUUACUCUUCGCAUGAGCAACUUAUGCAACAAACAAUAAUGUCCCAAGCAAAUACAGCUCGAAUGCAUAUAAUGAAUAUGAUCAAACGUGGAGCAUUACAAUGCAGGACACACCUUCUUUGGAAUAAAUUAUUAGAAAGUAAAUCUGCCAUGAAUUAUAACGAAUUCUCCGAACUUUGUUCUCUGGCCCAUGUUGAACCUUUAUUAAACUUGGAUCCAAGAUUAAGGCCAUUUAUUAAUCAGCCAAUUUCUUGGUAUCAGUCCUUAUCAAAGGUUUUACAAAAUAAAUAUCAAGAACAUCAUAAACAAUUCAAUACACCAGACGGAAAUAUUACUCAUCUACUGAUACUGCAUCCAAGUUUUUUCCAAGUUUUCAUGAUGUUAACUAUAGAUCUACAUGCCUCACGAGGGGACCUGUACGCAGUUUACUGUAAAUCAGAAGAAAUGAUUAAUUCUUCGUGCUGUAUAGAAGAUACAUAUAAUCUAAUAGAAGGUUUUGUGAAUGCUUGCUGUUUUAAUUUAUGGAUGGGUCUUUAUAAUUAAUAAUAAUUGCACAUUCCAAAGAAAAAAGUUUCCAGAUACUUGUACUUAUCAUUUACAUAUAUAGAAAUAACAUAUAUGAAAGUAAUUUCAUUGUUUAAAAACAUUAUAUAUAUUUUCAUCGUUUGUUAUAUUGUACUGUAAUUUGUAUGGAACAUAUAUUUUUUUUAAUUUCAAA